Myotis lucifugus (little brown bat) is the source of this 3471-nucleotide messenger RNA. It is a transcript of the gene DPY19L3, whose product is annotated as dpy-19 like C-mannosyltransferase 3. NCBI's taxonomy places the organism in Eukaryota, Metazoa, Chordata, Mammalia, Chiroptera, Vespertilionidae. Gene Ontology annotation, molecular function: mannosyltransferase activity. Gene Ontology annotation, cellular component: nuclear inner membrane. The coding region runs from base 160 to 2361 and encodes 733 amino acids. The record is from RefSeq and is a predicted model, not a curated record. The transcript has 19 exons.
GCUGACGCCUGAGGCCCCAUUUCCUAGCGGCGCGCGCCGCUCCUCCCCUCGGGCAUCGCCGCCCCCGCCCUCGGCCUCCCGCCCGCCAGCCCUGCCCGCCCGAGCGGCGCGAGGACGCUGAGCGCAGGUGCGUCUGCAGGAGCCUGGGACGAGCCAUGCAUGGGCGCUGUUGACACCAUGAUGUCCAUCAGGCAGAGAAAAGGAGUCCGAGCAGCAGACGCAUCGGGGGACAGCGCAGCCCAGCAGGAGGACGGGGCACCGGAACCGAAGCUGCCCUCCGAAGGUCGUACCAGUGGAAGAUUAUGGAAGAUUCUGUCAUUUACAGUCGGCGGAGCCGUCGCCCUCUGUGCUGGACUCCUGACGUCCGUCUACCUGGCCACCUUACAUGAGAAUGACCUGUGGUUUUCCAACAUAAAGGAGGUGGAGCGGGAGAUCUCGUUCCGGACGGAGUGCGGGCUGUACUACUCCUACUACAAGCAGAUGCUGCAGGCGCCCAGCCUCGCGCACGGUUUUCGUGGCUUAAUGUACGAUAACAAAACAGAAUCUAUGCGGACCAUUAACCUCCUUCAGCGAAUGAACAUUUACCAGGAGGUCUUCCUCAGUGUUUUAUACCGAGUUCUGCCCAUACAGAAGUACCUGGAGCCCGUUUACUUCUACAUCUACACCCUGUUCGGGCUGCAGGCAGUCUACGUGGCGGCUCUGUACGCCACCAGCUGGCUCCUGAGCGGCACGUGGCUGGCGGGGCUCUUGGCGGCUUUCUGGUACGUCACCAACAGGACAGACACCACCCGGGUGGAGUUCACCAUCCCGCUGCGGGAGAACUGGGCGCUGCCCUUCUUUGCGGUCCAGGUCGCGGCCAUCACGUAUUUCCUGAGGCCAAACCUGCGGCCUGUGUCCGAGCGGCUGAGCCUGCUCGCCAUCUUCACGUCGACGUUUGUCUUUAGUCUGACCUGGCAGUUUAAUCAGUUCACGAUGCUGGUGCAGGCGCUGGGGCUGUUCGCACUGGACUCCCUGGGCAUGCUGCCGGCCGCCAAGGCGACCUGGCUGUACUCCAUCCAGCUCACAGCUCUGCUCCUGGUCUGUGCCCUGCAGUUUUUCAAUUCCAUGAUUCUUGGAUCUUUGCUGAUCAGUUUUAACCUCUCAGUAUUAAUUGCAAGAAAACUUCAGAAAAAUCUGAAAACUGGAAACUUCCUUAGUAGGCUUGGGAAACUAUUGUUACAUUUACUUGUGGUUUUAUGUUUGACGCUUUUUCUCAACAACAUGAUUAAGAAAACGCUGAACCUGAGGUCAGAUGAGCACAUAUUUAAAUUUCUGAAGGCCAAGUUUGGAUUUGGAGCAACAAGAGACUUCGACGCGAACCUGUACCUGUGUGAGGAAGCGUUCGGCCUGCUGCCCUGGGACACCUUCGGGCGGCUCUCGGACACCCUGCUGCUCCACGCCUACGUGCUCGUCCUGGGCGUCACGGCGACCAUGGCGCUGGCUGCCGCCCUCCAUCGCCUCAGCGACUCUCCCACCCAGGGUCACGCGGGAAGGUGCGCGGUCAGCCUGGGGCCGGACACCGCCUACAACUUAACCCACACCGUCGCGUUCGGAGCCUUGGCGCUGAGCACAAUGAGAAUGAAGUACCUGUGGACGCCGCACGUGUGCGUGUUUGCAGCUUCUGGCCUGUGCAGCCCUGAAGUGUGGGGGUCGCUUCUGAAGGUCGCCCGCCUUUACACCCCAGCAAGGGUGUGUGUGGUGCGGCACGCAGUCCCCCUGCUGACGCUGCUCUGUCUGGGCUGCAAGUUCUGGCCGGGAGUGAUGGACGAGCUGUCGGAGUUGAGGGAAUUCUACGACCCCGACACCGUGGAGCUGAUGCACUGGAUUAACUCCAACACCCCGCGGACGGCCGUGUUCGCGGGCAGCAUGCAGCUGCUGGCCGGGGUCAAGCUGUGCACGGGCAGGACGCUCACCAACCACCCGCACUACGAGGACAGCGGCCUGCGGGCGCGCACCCGGGCGGUGUACCAGGUCUAUGCACGGAGGCCCCCCGAGGAGGUGCACGCGCUGCUGCGCGCCCUGGGCACCGACUUCGUGAUCCUGGAGGACAGCAUCUGCUUCGAGCGCAGGCACCGGCGCGGCUGCCGCCUGCGGGACCUGCUGGACGUGGCCAACGGACACAUGAUGGACGGCCCGGGAGAGAACGAGGCGGGUUUGCAGCCUGCAGGCCACCCCCGCUUCUGCGAGGAGAUCCGGAGGGGCCUACCGGCCUACGCGGCGCUCUUCACCCGCGUGUUUCAGAACAAGACCUUCCACGUCUACCGGCUCCAGAAGCACGUGGCCGGGCCUCCCGCUCCGUCUCCGUCAGGACAGGCUCGAUAGCUAGCGUUUCUUGGUGAUGCAGCUGGAACCUCGGCGCUGUGGUCGCAGCAGGCUCUGCGCUCGGCGAUGUUCACACCGCCGUCCCCGCCGCUGGAGUCUCCUCUACCAGCCUCUCCGUCGCCUCGUCUCUGUCCUUCUCUGGGGUGUUCUCCGGCCUAAAUGGUCUCAGCUUCCCAGGAGGGACGUAGGCUUCCGUGGCCGGGAACCCGCACGUGUCCAUCGGUGGCCUGAACCACCACGCGUCCUGUGGGAAAUCCACAGCCCGUCCAGGGUUCGAAACCCUCUGAACUUUCAGGUGACCUCCGGCCGAGGCGGCUGAGUGCAUCGAGGGUGCGUGACGACGUUAGGUAACACUGUCUCACUAGUGAAGGCCAACCAGUGGCUUUUCAAAGGCUCCUUGUUGUCCUGUUUCACCUACAAGUUUUAUAAUAUUUUCAGAUGACCAUGCUUUUAAUAUUUCCAGAACAAUCAUGUUAGGUCCUUGUAACCAGAACGUCUUGCUGUGCUCCGUCUGACAUGUAUCGUGUAACACGUGUCGUGUCCUGUGGGUGCAUGUGUGUGCGUGGGCGCAUACGUGUGCGUGUGUGAGUGCGGGACACAGGGACGUUUCAGGAUCCACAUUGUAAGUCUUGAAGGGGCGGGAAUGUGUAUGUGGCCGCGUGAGUGUCCCUGUCCAGUGUUAUCAUUUUACAACCUACUGACACCACGGACCUAUCCUGCAAGAAAGAUAACUUCUGAUUUCUUACUUGUUUAAAUUGACUGGGUUUGCACAAUUUUAUAAACGCUUUGUUUUUAGCCUUUGUAUUUUUACAGCCUAGAGCCUUGCAGCCUGAAUAUUUUCUAAAUAUUGUCUCUUACCUGCGUCACUGAUGCAGUAUUUCUGGCCGAGGGCCUUUCCUGCCAAGUCGGACUGGUCUCCAGUGUCACUGUGAGGGGCCGGGGGCGGGUCACUUCCUCCCUCCACGCACCCAAGUGCCUCGACAUCCCGCUCACCCCUGUGCACGAGGGCUCUGCGUCUGCUCGCGAGGUUUCAUAAUUAACUUCUAAUCACGGGCAUGAAGCUGUUGGUGAAAGCAUUCUGUACGCUUCAUUAAACCAGGAUGGCCGAUG